Molecule: messenger RNA, 2139 nt
Organism: Heterostelium album PN500
Lineage: Eukaryota; Evosea; Eumycetozoa; Acytosteliales; Acytosteliaceae
Exons: 4
Coding region: 1-2139 (712 amino acids)
Source: RefSeq, a predicted model, not a curated record
AUGGAACAAAAUUCAAUUGAUAAAAGUUUAAGAAAUGUAUUGUUUAUAAAUAAAGCUUUAUCUAGAUAUAUAUUUUCAAAGGUUGAAGAACUAAGCAAGAUAUCAGAGAUAGAUAAACAAUAUUCAUUACAGUGCUUCAAGUAUCAUCAAUGGUUAGAUGUCUCUGAUAUGAUAUUGAAAUAUCCAUAUCUGCUACUUGACAAGUUAAAACAUCCGAUCUACAGAGAUAGCAUAGCAUUUGCACUAAAAGAUGCUAGAGUUCUUGGAACCGGUGUCAUUGAAUCGGCAUGCGUUGCCGGUAAUCUUGAGAUUGUCAAACUACUGUGGAGUCAAGUGGAUCAUGAUCCGUUACCGUUGGAAGGUGCACUGGAGACAGCCAUUGAAUACGGACACAUCGAUAUCGUAUUGUAUCUCCACAGACAUGCAAUUAGUCUAGGACUGCCCGAUGGACAACGUUGUAGUUUCAAAUGCAUUCUCAAUCGAAUGGCAUACAACCCGAAUUUCAUUGCCAGCUGGUUCCGACUGUGGAAUAAAGACAAGAGUGAAGGUCAUUCCGCAAUGUUAGAGUUGUUUGGUGGAGACGAUUGCAACAGUGAAUUGGAUUGUGUCAAAACGAUGAUAGAUCAACUUGCUAAACCGAGUAUCUGCCAUAUCUUGUUCUUGGGUUGUUCGCUAUUCUAUCAGUUGGCGGCCAGUUAUAACUAUCAAUAUGUAGCACCAUUCGACAAUCUAGAUCAACAAUACAUGAGAGAUCUCUUCAAAGAUCGAUCGUUCCUUCAACAAACAUUCGAGGUUAAAGCAGAGAUUACAACUAUCUUGAUAAUGCUAUCAGAGGAACAGAAAGUACCAAAGUCAUCAGCAGAAGUAAACAUGAAAAUUAAGCAUCUUCUUUUGCAAACAACCGAUUUACAUUUGGAUCUUCAUACGAGUGACAAUUGGGAGUUGAUCUAUCUAUUCCUACGAUCGUUGAUUGUGACGAGUUCGGAUACUGGCUAUCUUGAUAGAAUGAUAGAGCUGGAGAUGUCACUUCCAGACAUUGGACACAACCAACUCAGAAAGAUAAUGAAACAAGCCGGUCACUCCAGAUAUCUUGUCUAUGGAUAUUCAGAUCUUGUUCAGCUGAGAAUCAUUCUUGAUCAAUCCAUUGACAAUCCAUUCAUCGUGGAUUUCUCCGAACUUUUACUACAUCUAGUGUCGAAAACCAAUCCGAAUAUCAUUGUUGCCGAAUAUCUUUUGGAUCAAUUAUUAACCAUAAACCCUGAAAUCGUUGGUCAUGUGUUGAACAGUCGUGUAGAACUCCAUUUAGAGUCAAGAGAUUCCUUCCUUUUUAUCUUUAAUCGGUUCAAUGAUCUCAAUAGUAACCUUUCGCUCAGUGUUCAAACGAUAAUGAAUAUCUUCAAUCAUCACGGGCUAUAUGAAGAGCUGGUGGAGUUGUGUGAAUCGAUCAUCACCAAAGAGGGUUGGUUCGUAAUGUUUGAAAAGGUUGUAUUUACAUCGACAGUACACGAUUGGCGAUAUCACCAUAUUAUGUCGCUACUCUCAUCGAUUGCUCCAACCAUUUCAUACGAUGAAAUCAGCAAUAGAAUUCAUCAAAGUAUUACAUUCACAUCCAAUAACUUUAGACAUCUCAAAGUUUUAUCGGAUCGAAACUUAAGACAGAAUCCAAUCGGUGUUAUUUUAAACACUGAAAAAAUGGGAGCAUUUGGAAACGUAGAGACUUACCAGCUUUUAAAAGAUCUUCAAAGCGAUCUCUCCAUAAAAAUAAUGGUACCCUCUUGGGAAUAUAAUGUAUUUUACUAUGCACAUGCCCACGGAAACCACAAGUGGAUCGAAUACAUUGGUUUGGAAGACUCUGAAUUCUCUUGUUCAACCUCGCAAUUCCGCAGCUAUGAAGAAUGGCUCGGUGAAAGUUUAAUCGAAAUACCUCCAAAAAAAUCAAGAAAAUUUGUGAAACAUCUUCAAAAUCUCUUUGGUUCAUCUAAUUUCGAUAUGAAAUCAAACAAACAAACAACCUUUGAACUUUCAAACUCAUCUUCUUUUAGUCAAAGUCCGUUCUUUAGUCAGACUACAAAUUCUGUUCAAUCAGUCAAUAGUCCAUACUAUAAUUGGGGAAAUAAUACUUCCAAUAGAUUUCGUUGA